Molecule: messenger RNA, 1193 nt
Organism: Macadamia integrifolia
Lineage: Eukaryota; Viridiplantae; Streptophyta; Magnoliopsida; Proteales; Proteaceae
Product: sm-like protein LSM1B
Exons: 5
Coding region: 496-882 (128 amino acids)
Biological process (GO): deadenylation-dependent decapping of nuclear-transcribed mRNA
Cellular component (GO): P-body; Lsm1-7-Pat1 complex
Molecular function (GO): RNA cap binding
Source: RefSeq, a predicted model, not a curated record
GCCCUAAAAUUCUGAUCUUUCCCGCCCCUAUCGCUCUUUCUAUUCUCUCUCCCUCGUUCCUUACCUGUCUCAGUGUCGUUCUCUUUUAUCUAAUUUCGCUCUUCUUACGUUCUAUUUUCGAUUCUUCAGGGCAACUGUAUCUGAAGUGUUUAAAACUACGAAUUCCUUCGUUUCGCAGGUGAAGUACUUUGUUUUAUUGCUGGGGUAUUUUUUUCCGAGCAAGUUUGCUUCUUAGGUCUGCAGUACUACGACUUGAGGAAUUUUGGUGGAAUUAGGGUUCUUCGUGAUUUGAUAUCUACUUGCAGAUCUCUGAACUUAGUAUUGAGUUGGGUUCGGUUGGGUCUGCGGCUUCUUAAUUUGUACUGUCAUGUUUUACUGAUAAUUUCGUUGCGUGGGAGUGGUAAGGCGGUGGAGAAUCAAGCUGCCAAUGCCAUUUGUCACAGUUCUGCAGAAAUUUUCGGUGAUUUUUGAGAUACCGGAAAAAGUUGGACCUCAAUGUCUUGGGCAGGCCCUGAAGAUAUCUUCCUUUCCACAUCUCUUGCGAGCUACCUCGACAAGAAACUUCUUGUUUUGCUGCGAGAUGGUCGAAAACUCUUGGGGAUACUUCGCUCUUUUGAUCAAUUUGCCAAUGCUGUUCUUGAAGGUGCUUGUGAGCGGGUGAUUGUUGGUGAUCUCUAUUGUGACAUUCCCUUAGGUCUCUAUGUAAUUCGUGGGGAGAAUGUUGUCUUAAUUGGUGAGCUGGACCUUGAGAGGGAGGAGCUUCCCCCACAUAUGACUCGUGUUUCAGCUGCAGAAAUAAGAAGGGCACAGAAAGCAGAAAGGGAUGCGACAGAUCUUAAAGGCUCCAUGAGGAAAAGGAUGGAGUUCCUUGAUUUGGAUUGAUGAUUUAUCUUCACACAUUUGGUCCGCAAUUUUUGUCCAGUGACUGAAUGUCAUCUCAGAAAAGAAAAGAAAAGGAAAAAAAAAACCUGAGGCGGCAAAUAUUUUCGCGGUUAGUUGCUGCCAGGGGAGGUAACAAGGGAAGAGGUUGUUCUGCCCCUUUGUUAAUCCGCUGCCAUGAUUUGUAUCUUUGGAAAACUGCCCUCCCUUUUGCUUUUUGACAAUUCUCGAGAUUGAAUUAACUUACGAAUGGUUGUAUCAAUUUGUUAUUAAUGUUUAUAGACUCUAAAGUCGAAGGCGGUGCUUUUUCUUCA